AUGUUGGAGGACUGGCGUUCCUUGGCCAGUGGCGACGGGCGGCGCGGCAGGGAGUCGGGCGUCAAGGCGCUGCUGGUAGCCGCCUACUCGGUCAUCAUCAUCAUCUCCCUGUUCGGAAAUUCGCUGGUGUGUCAUGUGAUUGUGAAAAACAAGCGCACUCAGUCGGCCACGAGCGUGUUCAUCAUGAACCUGGCUGUGGCCGAUGUGUUCAUCACUUUGCUCAACACGCCUUUCACGCUGGUCCGCUUUGUACAGAGCACCUGGGUUUUUGGAAGAACCAUGUGUCACAUUAGUCGCUUUGUGCAAUAUUGCUCCCUGCACGUGUCAACUCUCACACUGACUGCGAUCGCCCUGGACCGACGACAGGUAAUUUUGCAUCCUCUCAGACCCCGCAUGUCACCCACUCAGGGCAGUGUUUGGGUGGCUGUGAUCUGGAUCAUGGCCAGCUGUUUCUCCCUGCCACAUGCCAUCUAUCAGAAACUCUUCACUUUCAGGUUCAGUCAAAAAAAGGAGCGCAGCCUGUGCCUGCCAGACUUCCCCGAGCCAUCGGACGUCUACUGGAAGUAUAUUGACCUCCUCACCUUCAUACUCCUUUAUAUGCUGCCCCUCGUCAUCAUCACGGCAUCUUACACUACGUUGGCCCACCGGCUGUGGCACCACAAUGCCAUCGGCGACGCCACUAGGGCUCAGCACGCCACCCAGAAGAAGAAGCGUCGCCGCACGUUGGCCAUGUUGCUCAUAGUGGUGGCGGUGUUCGCCGUCUGCUGGUUCCCGCUCAACUGCUACGUGGUGCUGCUGUCCAGCCACGCCAUCAACUCGUCCAACGUUCUUUACUUCUGCUUUCACUGGCUGGCUAUGAGUUCCACCUGCUACAACCCGUUCAUCUACUGUUGUCUCAACCCCACCUUCCGCCAGGAGCUACGCCUUCUCCUGAGCGUAUGCAGAAGGAAUCGCAGAGUGACGGUGGAACUGGAGCUUGAGCGGCAACCCGCCGCCGCGCGCCCUCCGUGCCGCAGGACCGCCUGGCCUGACAACGAUGAGUCGUUGGGAGAGAGGCAGGCUUUGCCGCAGCCCAGCCACCCAUCCGUACGGGCCCUCACGGGGAGAACUGACAUACUGUCCGUCGAGCCCAUUGUGGCUAUGAGCUGACUAAACCCUGUAACGCAGUGCAAUCUUUGAUUACUUCUUCACGACCUCUAUUACAUUUCCAUUUGGUUCUUUGGGAAAAGCGGCAUCAUCUCAGUUCAUGUUUUUUUCAUGGAACUCCUACAGUGCGGACAAAGCAACCCACUGAAAAUCCAUUUACCAUUUGCUUGUGAAGAAACCGUUUCUCCUC
Messenger RNA from Syngnathus typhle (broad-nosed pipefish), 1336 nucleotides. It is a transcript of the gene gpr83, whose product is annotated as G protein-coupled receptor 83. Lineage: Eukaryota; Metazoa; Chordata; Actinopteri; Syngnathiformes; Syngnathidae. The coding region runs from base 1 to 1149 and encodes 382 amino acids. The transcript is spliced from 5 exons. Gene Ontology annotation, molecular function: neuropeptide Y receptor activity. The record is from RefSeq and is a predicted model, not a curated record. Gene Ontology annotation, biological process: neuropeptide signaling pathway. Gene Ontology annotation, cellular component: membrane.